This is a messenger RNA of Haliotis rubra (blacklip abalone), 1542 nucleotides long. RefSeq names its product cytochrome P450 1A1-like. The record is from RefSeq and is a predicted model, not a curated record. NCBI's taxonomy places the organism in Eukaryota, Metazoa, Mollusca, Gastropoda, Lepetellida, Haliotidae. Gene Ontology annotation, biological process: hormone biosynthetic process; progesterone metabolic process. The transcript has a single exon. Gene Ontology annotation, molecular function: steroid 17-alpha-monooxygenase activity; iron ion binding; heme binding. The coding region runs from base 1 to 1542 and encodes 513 amino acids.
AUGUCAACUGUGGCGGCUCUUCAGAUGUACUGGCAGGACAUUUACAAGUAUGUUCAAGACACAACCACCCUCGGGAAAGCAGGAGUUGUCUUCUUGGCAUCAGCGUCAAUACUGACAUUUCUACACAGGUUAAUGUAUGGGACCAAAUCUCCCCCUGGUCCCUGGGGACUACCUAUUGUAGGCCAUCUGCCUUUUCUCGGUAAAACACCAUAUCAGACUUUUAUGAAGAUGAGAAAGAUCUAUGGAGAUCUCAUCAAAUUACAGUUUGGAGCAUGGCCAACAGUAGUGAUUCAUGGGAAGCUCAUCAAGGAGGCACUUUGUACCAAGGGUGAUGCUUUUUCUGGUCGACCACAGUUCUUCUCGUCAGUUUCCGUUCAAAAUGGCAAAAGUUUAUCGUUUGGAAAAUUCGACAUGUCCUGGAAACUGCAUAGGCGUAUAGCACAUAAAUCCUUCCAAGCGUUCGCUAAUGCAAGAAAGAAUCCGGUUGAGGAAAUUAUAUGCGAGGAGGUCAGUAAUAUUUUGAAGGAGUUCAAUGGCUACAACGGCCAGGCCUUUGACCCAAACGAUCAUAUUUACAUUGCAAUGGGCAGUGUGAUAUAUCAGAUAUGUUACGGAAGGAAAGGCAACGUCAGAGCAGACAAGGACUUCUGCGAGUACAUUCUACACACUCAAGACUUUUCUACAUUUGUUACUGCUGGGAAUCCAGUUGAUAUUUUCCCAUGGCUUAGGCACUUUAUGACGAAGAGGGUGAACGAGUUCAAAGAUCUUCUAUCGAGGGGACAUCUCAUCCGUAGAAAGAGAAUUCAGGAUCACCUGGAAACAUUCUCCGCUGACUAUCUCCGGGAUGUCACAGACAGUCUAAUUAAAGAGUCUAAACGGAUAACAGAAACAGACAAGGCAAAUGGUAUGAGUGAAGAACGGCUUCAGGACACGAUCGGAGAUCUGUUUGCUGCUGGGUUCGAUACAGUGGCUACUACGACUAUGUGGACAAUCCUUCUACUUGCAAAGACGCCACGAGUCCAAAAGAAAAUACAGGAGGAAAUUGACAAUGUCGUAGGUAUGUCCAGACACCCAACAUUGGCUGAUAGACGUAACAUGACGUACACCGAAGCAACCGUUCAUGAAAUUCUAAGAAUCAUCAACCUCACACCACUCUCUCUACCCCACGCAACGACUGAGGAUGUCGAACUGGCUGGUUACACCAUCAAGAAGGAUACUCUUGUGUUUCUCAAUCUAUUUUCACUGAGUCAUGAUCCGGAGGUCUGGGGGGACCCUGAUGUAUUCCGACCAGAGCGUUUCCUGAAGGAGGAUGGUCAGAUCGACACUCGUCUCCUGGACACGUACCUUCCGUUCUCAGCAGGACGUCGAAAAUGCUUGGGGGAAUUCCUAGCAAGGAUAGAGCUCUUCUUAAUCAUUUCAGGUUUCCUACAAAGAUGUACCUUUGUCAAACCUAAAGAUGUGAAAGAGUACACAAUGGGUUGUAAAUUUGGGUUGAACAUGAAACCUCUUCCGUACAAAGUUGAGAUUCGAUAUAGGAUCUAG